Molecule: messenger RNA, 2282 nt
Organism: Patiria miniata (bat star)
Lineage: Eukaryota; Metazoa; Echinodermata; Asteroidea; Valvatida; Asterinidae
Product: MFS-type transporter SLC18B1-like
Exons: 14
Coding region: 216-1778 (520 amino acids)
Biological process (GO): transmembrane transport
Molecular function (GO): transmembrane transporter activity
Source: RefSeq, a predicted model, not a curated record
GUUGACUAGACAGAGUUCGGGCAAAUAGUUAACCAUUGGUUAACUAUAGUCCUUGCGCGAACUUGGCCCAAGUGCACAUAACAGCCUGUACGUACGGAUGAAGGCGUGUUGGAAUAGAGCCCCAUGAGUACAGCCAGCGCGUACAGACACGAAGAAUCCACGAUUUGAAUAAUUAUCACAGCCCGACUCAGAACGAGGUGGUUCAUGAAUAAAGCAUGACCGACCGCAGCCAAUCAGAAGAGUCCAAUCUAAAUGCCCAUCCCAUCGCCCCAAACGGCAACGCUCAUGUAACGGGAAACAACCAAUGGCAAGAGACAUCGCUCGAGGUCACGCCCACAGACCCAAGCAACCCAGCUGCUGCAAUUGAUGGUGGUUCUGCUGCAAGUGAUGGUGGUUCUGCUGCAAGUGAUGGUGGUUCUGCUGCAAGUGAUGGUGGUUCUGCUGCAAGUGAUGGUGGUUCUGCUGCUGCCCCGAGGUCAAAGUUCACCCUUCACCAAAAGAUCACCUUUCUUAGCGCGGCUUUGACUUCGUUCUCAACUUGGACCUCCUACUCCGUCAUUGCAGUAUUCUUUCCAACUGAGGCUGAAGCGAAAGGAAUGUCGAAGACGGUAGUGGGACUUGUGUUUAGCGCCUUCUUCAUCGCGUCUGCUAUAGGUGCACCGAUCUGGGGCAAAGUUCUGCCACAUGCUGGCGCUCGUUUCGUAUUUCUGGCGGGAGCAUUUGUCACCGGUGGUUGCAACAUCCUGCUGGGCUUCGUUGUGGAUAUGCCAACAUUGGCAACCUUUACAGGUUUUACGUUUGCUAUGCGAAUCUUAGAAGGCCUAGGAUCGUCCGCUUGUAACACUGCUGUAACUGCCAUUCUUGCCUACACCUUCCCAGAUAAUGUCGGCGUUGCAACAAGCUUGAUUGAAACUCUCGCCGGUAUGUCGUUCGCAAUUGGACCAGUAGUAGGUGGGCUAUUCUUUAAUGUGGGCGGUUUCAAGCUCCCGUUCUUUGUACUUGGCGGGUUUGUCUGGGCUUGUGUUGCUGUCAAUUACUUCUUGAUGCCAAAGAUUGGGAGGACACAGGAGGAAACCGGGAAUAUGAUACCCGUUUUGAAGCUACCAGCUGUGUGGGUUGUCUUACUAGCCUUUUCUUUUUGUUCGAUGACUUUCUCUGGAAUGGAUCCAGUGCUGGCACUUCGUCUGAAGCAGCUUGGUUAUAACGUCACUGGCACUAGUCUGGUGUUUACAGGCUGGGGAGCUGCGUAUGGCUUCACGGCUGUUCUCUGGGGAUACAUUGCAGAUAAAAAGGGGACCCCAAGAAUCAUGAUGAUGUUUGGAAUAUUUGUUGCUGGAAUAGGUUUCUUCCUAAUUGGACCGGCUCCAUUUUUGAAUAUUCCCCCAAGCAUGGCUUUAAUUGGUGUUGCCCUGCCCUUCACGUCUGCCAUGAUGGCCAUGGUCAGUGUUCCAACAAUGCUAGAUAUUCUCAACACAACAAAAUGGUAUGGCAUUCCUUUUAAUCUAGGUCUGAAUGGUGUUGUAUCCGGUCUAUGGUUUGCGGCAUUUUCAUUGGGGGCAGUGCUGGGCCCUGUAACAAGCAGUGCCUUGACCGAUUACUAUGGAUUCGAUUACGCGACAACAGUAUUCGCCUGUGGCUAUCUUGUGGUUGUGCUUCUCAUGUGUUUCUUCGGGGUCUGGGAGUUCCGAUGUGGAAAAGGGAGGCGAUUGCCGAAACACCGGCUUGUUGUGGAGGCUACAGAAGAAGAGAAGGUGACACUUCUUUCGAAAGAGGCUUAAUUUAUGUUCUUCCUUUUUCGCCUUAGCUAUUUCAAUCAAUGUAAUAACCGGUUUUCAGUUGAUUGUUUUAAGCUUUAAAAAAAUGUAUAGCCUAUAUUGCUGGACCCGCUGAGCUUUUAAAAGAAUGGCAAUGCCAAUAAAUAAACGUUCACACAAUACAUUGCAAAUUAAGCUACAUGUAUAUAUAAUAUGAAUGAACUUAGGCCAACAUCAAAAUGAAUCUUUAGCUAAUGCCUACACCUUGGCACGAAACUGAUGUGUAAUGAAAGUUAGAUUGAGAAUUAUGCAAAGCUCUGUGGGGGUGGUAGUAAUGGGUGUCAAUAUAAGGCCAAACAAAACAUUUCUGCUUCCGGUUACCCUACCUACCCUGUUUUGACAUCCCCUACCCUAAUUUUGUUGGGGGGUGAGGAAAAAACCCGAAAACCAUCGAAAAUCUUACUACCUUUUACCCUCUACUUUACACGCAAACACCUCCAUAUGAUCGUACACACACAAAAAAUCGGC